AUGGAGCUGUCCGCCCAUGCGGGCAGCCGUGCAGGCUCCCGGUCCAAUAGCUCGGAGAAUAUGUUUGCGAACAUUACUCCGCCGGUCUACGAUGAAGAAAAGAACGGCCCGCAGUCGUGCCCGUCGACGUUCAACAGCACCAAACAGCCCCAGUUCUCUAUCGACAAGUUGCGGCAGCUGCGCAGUAACGAGCUAGUCGCGUCCAAGCUGCUGCCCACGCGCACGAGUGUGAAUAGUCUUAUGGGGUACGUGCGGGAAUUGCAGCUCUCGGAGGCAACUCUGCGCAAGCAACUGGUGAAAACGAAGCAGCACACAGAAGAGGAGUUGUCGCACUCGCUGUCGAAGGUGAGCGAGCUGGAGAAAACGAUGCAGGAGGUGGAAAGGGACCGGGAGGAAGCA
Phytophthora sojae is the source of this 399-nucleotide messenger RNA. RefSeq lists its product as hypothetical. The transcript has a single exon. The record is from RefSeq and is a predicted model, not a curated record. The annotation marks the transcript as partial. NCBI's taxonomy places the organism in Eukaryota, Oomycota, Peronosporomycetes, Peronosporales, Peronosporaceae.